AUGGCUGACGCCGGCACGCGACGCUCGGUCGGUACGACGUCAUCAUCCGAUGCGACUGGAACGCGGCGGGCUUCACUCCGAAAUUCCACGAUAUUAAAGUCGUCCAACUCGACAUCAGAUAUACCUUCUAAGCAAGACGGACCCGAUAUGAGGCCGCCCAAGCAUGACUCCAACGGACAACGGAGCCGUAAUCCUCCGAGUCGUCCCACCAAGAGCGGGCCUGCCACGAAAAGCAGUGGUACCGGAUCGACUCUCAAAGGCUCGUCGAAGCGAAAGCGUGUCAAGGAUGAAGACGAACCCACGAAGACAUCACCAGAGCGGACCAAAUUAAGAAGGGAAGGGAAAGGGGCCACUGCGGGCGACCAGCGAUCGCGAUCGUCCGAUCAGGAGACAAGUGGGGCAGCAUCCUCCUCGCGUGCGGUCACCUCAGGGAAAGCCCACAGCGGGGGCGGAAGGCAUGCUCACAUCGGCGAGAAGCUUCAGCCUGGCGAUGGUCAGAGGGACUAUGAGCUCAGUAAGCCACUGCUCACUCCAUCCACCGACAUUGAGCAAAUGCUAACGGCACUCGGGACAAUGUCACAUGCAGCUGAGCCCGAACCAUGGCGUGAUGACGAAAGCUGCUUGCACUUCGACGACCAGCCUACCUUCCUACCGACGCUUUCUCCAGAGUCAAUCCAGCUUUUUCGUAUCUCACUUCGCGCGCGGUUCUGAACUAACCGUCUUCGGUCUCUGAUCCAUGUUGCGAGCAGAGAAAUUAUCCGACAGGGUUCCUUCUGUGGUGGCUACUUUCGUCCGAUCAAGUCCAAGAAGUCGGGCCGCUUCUACAAGAAUGAUUGGAAAGACCUACCCGCAGGUAUACACCUCGCGUUCUGGGAGUUUCGAUUAUAUGCCGUUGGCCUUAUCCGCAAGUUGUUCAUCCCCCCAUAGAAUGGUACGCUGGUCUCGAUCUUGGAACUGUGAGUUCAGGCUCCUUUGCGCGGUGUCGCUCAAAGCCCGAGUCCAGCGCGAGACUCACUCUCGCACACUCAACUCCUAGCACCUCACACACCCUGAUCCACCAAUACCAAGCCUGAACCGAUGGAAGACCAAAGUCGGACAGAGUUACGAAGCCUGGGAAGAUCAAGGUUGGAUCGAACGUGGGUCUCGCCGGCUGCUGAGAAUCGCUCGGUCCAAGUGCUGAGUUACCGCACGGUUUCGACACAGCCGAACAUGACUGUAGAGGUUGGUUUCAAUGGUAUUGCCGGUUCUUUCGUGGUCGACGGUGCACCGAUGAUGAUCGUCAGAUUGGCCGAUGGGAGCGAUUGGCGGGCGAGAAAGGUGGGAGGUGGCGGCGAAUCUAUUACGGCAAAUACCACAAAGCCGGCGCGAGUGAGCCGUGUUUCAGGUGUGGAAGCUUGAGCUAACCAGAAGCUGAGCUAAUUCGACCGUACUUUGGUUGACAGAUGAGAUCGAACCGGCAGAAGAAACUAUUUCCAAGGGCAUUAGGCAGACUCUCAAUCAUUGGGUACGCACUUAUACUCUUGGACCAUCAGAAGUGGAUAACUGACUUCACAGAGUUCAACCCAAUAGGCCUAUGAACCUAGUACAGACCAUCUUAUGCGAUACUUGGAAGAGAAGGGGGAAGAUGUGGCCAACGAUGAGGGCGAUCUAGCGCAAUGA
This is a messenger RNA of Microbotryum saponariae, 1659 nucleotides long. NCBI's taxonomy places the organism in Eukaryota, Fungi, Basidiomycota, Microbotryomycetes, Microbotryales, Microbotryaceae. The record is from the annotation of a GenBank genome assembly.